AUGGCUACAUUAGAACCAACUACUUGUUUUGAAGCCUUAAUGUCAGAAGCCGGGAAAAAUGCAAUGGAGGAGGAGCUUAGAAUGAUUGAAAAGAAUAACACAUGGGUGCUUGUAGACAAACCAAUUGGUAAGAAAGUCUUCGGAGUCAAGUGGGUAUUCAAGCUUAAAAUGAAUGCAGAUGGGUCGUUAAAUAAACAUAAAGCUAGGCUUGUUGUGAAGGGAUAUUCACAAGAGAUUGAAGUAGAUGUCUUUGAUACAUUUGCCCCAGUGGCAAGAUUGGACACAAUUCGACUAUUGCUCGCCAUUGCUGCUCAAAAGGGGUGUGGUAAUGAGGAAUUCCCGGAGGAAUUCAUGGGUUUCCAUCACAUCUGUGCCUUUGAUAUUUGA
Dioscorea cayenensis subsp. rotundata (Guinea yam) is the source of this 387-nucleotide messenger RNA. RefSeq lists its product as uncharacterized. NCBI's taxonomy places the organism in Eukaryota, Viridiplantae, Streptophyta, Magnoliopsida, Dioscoreales, Dioscoreaceae. The record is from RefSeq and is a predicted model, not a curated record. The transcript is spliced from 2 exons. The coding region runs from base 1 to 387 and encodes 128 amino acids.